Molecule: messenger RNA, 612 nt
Organism: Spirodela intermedia
Lineage: Eukaryota; Viridiplantae; Streptophyta; Magnoliopsida; Alismatales; Araceae
Source: the annotation of a GenBank genome assembly
AUGAUCAUGAGCGAGGUCAAUGGAGGCGACGGAAACUGGAUGGGGUACUACCAGUACCACCCUUCUCCAUUGCCGGAGGCGACUAUGACGACCUCCCGGGCACCGGCACCGGCACCGGCGGCGGCGCCGCCACCAACUGGUAGCGGCGGCGGCGCCACCACCCAACCUUCCAUCGAGGGAAGGAUCGUAAAGACAGGGAGGAAGCGGUCGAGGGCGUCGAGGAAGACGCCCACCACACUCCUUAACACGGACACAACCAAUUUCCGUGCCAUGGUGCAGCAAUUCACCGGCGCCCCCACAGCGGGGAAUCAAGCGUUCUUGGAGACGACGGCUGCCGGUGUCUCCAGCGUGGGGCCGACGACGCUGAGCUUCGGGCCCGGCGGGGGGCCCCGGAUCUACAAUCAGCGGCCUCCCGCGUUCUCUUACGGGGUUCAGCUGCACCAGUACCAGCAGUUUAACCAGAAUCAAGAGAGUCAAUUCUUCUCCCCUGGAGGGGGACGAACCGGAGCUAUCGGAAAUGGCGAUGUCUUCAUUAACCCUCAGGAAGGGUACAUGUUGGAAGGCGAGGGUUCCUCCAGUGGUAUAACCAGGGACGUCUUCCCCUCAAGAUGA